AUGACAUUGGAUGAUGUGGGUACCAUCUUAGGGAUCCCUAUCAUAGGUAGAUCAGUUAAUGCUGUAACUUUGACAGAUCAACAGGCACAUGCACUUGUGGUAGCUUCCUUGGGAGUUAAUGAUGCUAAAGCAAUUGAGAAGCUAUCAUCUACUAGGGGACAAUUAGUAAAGCUGGAGUGGUUACAGAGCAAAUUCAGUGGUUGCAAAGAUUCAGACACUGAGGAAUCCAUAGCUUGUGCCGCCAAAACGUAUUUACUAUUUCUAUUGGGAAGUACACUGUUCAGCGACAAGAGUGCUGCAUUGGCAUAUUUAUACCGACAGUUGGGAUUUGCCACAAGAUCAACUGCUCAACAGAUGGCUGGUUACAUGACAUUGUUGGAGGCAUGGAUUUAUGAGUAUUUUCGGCCAUUGAAACCUCACCAAAACAUGGAAUAUACUAUACAAUUUCCUCAUGUGCAUCGAUGGACUCCUCAUCAGGAAUUUGGUUCAACAGUAUCACACCUACAAGCAUUACAAGAGGAGCAUGACAGAUUGGCAUUUCAUGAGGUUACUUGGGAUCCAUAUCGAGAUUGUCAUCAAUAUCACCCAUAUCAUGAGAUCACAUUCUAUACUGGUUGUUUGAAGUGUUUGGAUGUAGUUGAACCCUAUCCUCCUGAAAGGGUUUUCAGACAGUUUGGUAGGGUUCAAACCAUCCCACCUAUGCCACUUGACCCUAUUCGUGCUAUUAGAGGUGUCACAGUAGGUCGAUAUAGAAUGAUGUAUCAUUAUCUUGAUCAGAUAUGGGAGAGUUGGGAGAAUCAUGUUUUAUCUGCUCGGAGGAAGAGUAACCCAGUCAGACGUCCAACUAAUUAUGUUGAUGGAUACAUGCAGUGA
Camellia sinensis is the source of this 873-nucleotide messenger RNA. NCBI's taxonomy places the organism in Eukaryota, Viridiplantae, Streptophyta, Magnoliopsida, Ericales, Theaceae. The record is from RefSeq and is a predicted model, not a curated record.